Messenger RNA from Xenopus tropicalis (tropical clawed frog), 2740 nucleotides. RefSeq lists its product as uncharacterized. The coding region runs from base 31 to 2226 and encodes 731 amino acids. NCBI's taxonomy places the organism in Eukaryota, Metazoa, Chordata, Amphibia, Anura, Pipidae. The record is from RefSeq and is a predicted model, not a curated record. Gene Ontology annotation, molecular function: zinc ion binding. The transcript has 4 exons.
CAGUUUCACUGUCACUUUCUGCUUCCAGCGAUGGCGGCGGCUGGAGUGAGAGAGGAGCUGAGCUGCUCUGUGUGCCGGGAGAUCUACACCGACCCUGUAACCCUGCCCUGUGGCCAUAACUACUGCCUGCGCUGUAUUGAGGGAACGUGGGACGGCGAGAAGAGGAAUUUUGGAGAAAAGCCUUCGUGCCCUGAAUGCAGACGGAGAUAUGGGAAACGUCCUCAACUGAGCAUCAACCUGACUGUGUGUAACAUAGCAGAACUAUUCCUCCCUACUCACCCAUAUUGUGGUGGGAUUGGGAUCCUCUGCACUUACUGUGCCCCCCCUGUACUGGCUGUGAAAUCCUGCCUGCUGUGUGAGGCCUCUCUGUGUGCCACCCAUGUGCGGGUACAUAGCCGGGCAGCAGAACAUGUAUUAACUGUGCCAACGGCUUUGUUUGGGGACAGAAAAUGCUCCGCACACGGGGAGCUGCUGAGAUAUCGCUGCACUGAGGAUGGGGCCCGUGUCUGUGUGUCCUGCUGCCUGGCUGGGGGGCACCGGGGCCACAGGGUGGAGCUGCUGAAUGAGACCCCAGAGAAGAUAACUAUUCAAGCAAUGGCAGCUGCUGGAGUGAGUGACUGUCUAACCUGCUCUGUGUGCCAGAAGAUUUGUUCAGAGCCCGUAACCCUGCCCUGUGGCCAUACCUUCUGCCAGGGCUGUCAUCUGCCCCCUACCUGCCAGAAAUGCGGAGACGGAUACUAUGUGUCGCCCAAAGUGAGAGGAGACGAGACUCUGAGAGACAUAAUGAAGAUUUUCUUUCCGUCUCACCCAGAGCAGGAGGGUGCUGGGAUCCUCUGCACUUACUGUGCCCCCCCUGUGCCCGCGGCUAAAUCCUGCCUGACCUGUGAGGCCUCUCUGUGUGCCAGACAUGUGGGGAUGCACAGCCAGUCAGCACAACACCAAAUGAUAGACUCCAGCACUUUAUUCAGAGAUAAUGAUUGUUCCACUCACCAGAAGCCCCUGGGGUAUUACUGCCGGGAGGAGGAAGCCUGUAUCUGUGAGGAUUGUGUCCCGGAAUACGGGGGGCACAGGGUGGAGAAGCUGAAACAGAGAAUUGAGAAGAUUAAGCAAAAACUGAGAAUUCUUCAAGUGAUGCACCAUUGGGACCUGAGAGACAAACUGAGCUGCCCCCUGUGCCGGGGCUUUUAUUCCCACCCCAUAACCCUGCCCUGUGGCCACAGCUUCUGCCUGCGCUGUAUCUGGAGACGAUGGGAUCCUGCCAUGCGUCACAAUAACAGAAUUUACUGCACUGAAUGCUUCGAGCAAUACGUGAAACCGCCCAGUCUGAGCGAAAACCAGGCGCUUAACAAGAUUGUUCAUAUUUUUACCAUUAAUCUCCCAGAGUCUGAUUUCCCCAGAAACAUCUGCUUGUCCUGUAUCUGCUCAGUUGUACCCUCAGCCGUAGCAGCGACUAAAUCCUGCCUGCACUGUGCCGCCUCUCUGUGUGAGCAUCAUGGGAAGGAGCACAAACAGUCUCUGGGGCAUGUACUAACUAAAUCCAACGCAAGGUGCUACACCCACCAGGAGCUGCUGAGAUAUCGCUGCACUGAGCAUGGCUUCCGUGUCUGUGUGUCCUGCUGCCUGGCUGGGGGGCACCGGGGCCACGGGGUGGAGCUGCUCAAUAAGGCUUCACAGAUAAGAAAAACUGAAGGUCUGAGACACAAACUGAGCUGCUCCAUCUGCCGGGAGAUCUACACCGACCCUGUAACCCUGCCCUGUGGCCAUAACUACUGCCUGCGCUGUAUUGGGGGAACAGGGGGAGAGCAGAAGGAGAAGAGAGAAGGCCGUUCCUGCCCUGAAUGCAAACACAAAAUCAAGAUAAAGAUGGAACUGAGCAAGAACCACUCGCUGUAUAACAUAGUGCAGUUCCUUCUGCCCCCCCCCGAGCAGCGGGACCCUGCUGGCACCUACUGUACCUACUGUAUUCACUCACUGGUACCCGCGGCUAAAUCCUGCCUGCUGUGUGAGGCCUCUCUGUGUGAUAAACAUGUGUGGGUACAUAGCCGGGCAGCAGAACAUGUAUUAACUGAACCCACCGCUUCCUUUGGGCAAAGAAACUGCUCCGCACAUGGGGAACUGCUGAGAUAUCGCUGCACUGAGGAUGGGGCCCCUGUCUGUGUGUCCUGCUGCCUGGCUGGGGGGCACCGGGGCCACAGGGUGGAAAUGUUCCAUGAGGUGCAGGAGUAAGGAACAUUAUUGGUAUAUUAACCCCAGAUACAGGGGCCCAUAAUUUUGGUUGGGAACGUUGGCCAAUUGCAAUCCUUCUGCCCAACCACCUGGUUAUAUUUGCCACCUUGGGCAGCCAGUUUAUGUUCUUAUCUGCUGAUAUCCCUUCUGACAGGGUGGAUAGAUAUAAAGAUAGAUCUAUAAGGAAAGAUAUAAAUCCUGUUUUCAAAAAUAUGUGCAAUGGUGCAGAAGGAAUGGCUAAUAUAAUAUGGGGCUGGGGAAUGUGCAUUUUUUGGAUUUUAAAGAAAUAUAUGGAUAGGUCUGGUUGUCAGGGGUUCAAAUCCCUGGCAACCAGGCAGCACUUUGUAAGUCUGAGUGGAAGAUGAAUAGGGGAGGCCAGUGCUGGGCCAGACCUGGACUGGCAAUCAGUAGGUUCGGGCAAAUGCCAGAGAGGCUGCUGUAAGAUGCUACAGACAUGUAUUAAAAUUUAAAAAAAAAUACUAAUAAUGCAAAAAACUUUAAAAGUAACUAAUUA